UGCUACUGUCACCCCAUGACGUAAUACGCUGAGCAGCGCACUAUUAAAAGUUGUUGGAAUGGUUAUUCUUUUGAUCUAUCACCAGCUUUCCAUCAUCAUGAAGUACUCAUUUCUUGAUUAUGUGAUUGGUCAAUGGUCGGCGUUACCCCUAGUGGAGACGGCUGAUCUAUCUGGGAAAACGGUUCUCGUUGUUGGCGCAAAUGUAGGCAUUGGACUGGAGGCAUCGAAACACUUCGCUCGUAUGCAACCAGCGCGGUUGAUAAUCGCCUGCCGCAGUGAGGCAAAGGGAAAGGCCGCUUUGGCUGAAAUCGAACAAGAGACCGGAUACAAUGGAUGCGAGCUCUGGAUAGUCGACCUUGCUAAAUUUGCAUCGGUGACUGCAUUCGCUGACAAAUUUGAGAAGGAGGGGGGUGAUUUGCACAUUCUGGUCAUGAAUGCAGCGAUUGCACUACCCAUUUACCAACCCACCAGUGAUGGCUGGGAGACCGUGUUGGUCUAUUUGAUUUUUUGUGCGCGGAGUUAUGACUCAUAUUUACGCUUCAGGCUACAAGUCAAUUAUCUUGCAACGUCAUUACUUUCGUUGCUCCUCAUUCCGCAACUAGUUGCUGCGGGGAGAAAGUCUUCAACACCUUCACGGAUGGUAAUUGUGUCCAGUGGUGUCCUCUACUGGAUUACACCCGCGGAAGAGGUCAAAACCUCCUCGAAACCACUUAAAACACUAGGAAGCGAAGAUUGGUGUAUCCCCGAGCACAUGCGAUCCCGGUAUCCUGAGUCAAAGUUGUUGAACCUCUUCUUUGUUCGUGCCUUGACGGACAGGUUGCAAACCAUCACACCACUCAGUGCGGUAGCCGUGACCCCAGGAUUCUGUUAUUCACAACUACGGCGCGUCUGGUACGAGAAACCGACCUUUUCAUUUGCCAAAAUAGCGCUCGCUAUUCAGGAGCGUCUCCUGGCGUGGACGCCCGAACAAGGUAGCCGUCAGCUUGUAUUUGGUGCGGUGGGCGGACGAGACAAUGAAGAGAAUAUGAAAGGAGGGUUCGUAAGCAGCCAUGGUCGCCUCGUAGAGGUCGCCGAUUUCGUGCUGAGUGACGAGGGUCGUAAAAUGCAGGACACUGUUUGGAAAGAGACGAUAGACAUUCUGAGGGGCGUUUCUGACAAGAUUGCUCCAAUAGUCCAGGACUAUCUGGUAGUACCUGACUCGUCCAUAAACUGACAUGUAUAUGUGAUGUAUCUCUUUGUAUUAACUUGUUCUCUGUACUUGACGUUCUCGACUGGUCUCGCUAAUGUGUCUUGACCGUGAUUUGUUUGUCU
Molecule: messenger RNA, 1311 nt
Organism: Suillus subalutaceus
Lineage: Eukaryota; Fungi; Basidiomycota; Agaricomycetes; Boletales; Suillaceae
Exons: 5
Coding region: 59-1213 (384 amino acids)
Source: RefSeq, a predicted model, not a curated record